This is a messenger RNA of Aspergillus tanneri, 318 nucleotides long. RefSeq lists its product as uncharacterized. Bases 1 to 318 code for a protein of 105 amino acids. The record is from RefSeq and is a predicted model, not a curated record. NCBI's taxonomy places the organism in Eukaryota, Fungi, Ascomycota, Eurotiomycetes, Eurotiales, Aspergillaceae. The transcript has a single exon.
AUGGCACGAUCUUUGGAAGCAAGACUCCUAUUAGGGAAACGUCAGGGCGGCGGCGAUACCCCGUGGCGGCGACAUCGUCCAAAUCUUUCAUCUUCCACUGGCCAAGACACCAGGGCUGCAUAUGUGAACGACGACCUGGCUCUGAUUGCUGUCAUCAACUUGAAGGAAUACAAGCUUGGACCCAGUGACGCGUCGGCCCGUGGAGGCGUACUUUUUCCAGUUGCCUUCGUCGAGAUCCCUUGGACCGGGUACAGUGCAGAAACUAAUAGCCCAUGGAAGGAAUGCCAUCAGGAUUUCCUGAGAUGGUUGUUCGUAUAA